UCCAUAUCGAAUCUGACACCCUGUAUAUAAGUCUAUGGUAGAAAUCUCGAAAGUGGCGCCACCUAUAAUUAAACUGACAUGGCCAACUUCUGCCUCCCUUGGUACUAUAAAACUAUUGUUUAAAACAUUUUUUCCUAUCUCUUUUAUUUUAAGAGAUAUUUAGCUGCAUCACUUAAAAUAAUACACCCUGUAUAUUACAGCUUGGACUAAAUUUUUACUUGUGUCUUACAGAUACCAUUUGGUAAUAAGUAUUCGAAGGAGUACGUUAUUCAUACGCUUCUCAACUGUAUGGCACCUCACGAAUUCAUUCCCAUAAUGUACAAGGUAAUGGGAAGUGAAGCCAGUUUCUAUAUUGACGAUCAUAAGACGGCGAACGCAUUGUUGCGUUGCGAUUGCAAGGUUCUGAUGAAUGACGGAUUCAAGUUACAAGUGAAGGCGAAGCCCGGAUUUCCAAUUUGCGAAAUUGAUGAAAAGUUGAAAGAACGAUUGAAGCAAGCCAUGGUUAAGAGAUAUGUACAAGAGAAAAAUGCUCUAGACUUGUCCAAGUUUCAUGUUGAUUCCGGUACGAAGAAAUUUCUGACUUUUAUUCCCCAAGGAGCGCCAAUGCGCGUAUAACGUGCGUUUAAUGCGCAUUUUACUGCAUUGGCUUCUAAACUGCAUUAAUUGUGUGUUCAAAAUGCGCGUAUUCAAAUGCGUAAUUAAUGCAAAUUGUAUGUACACCUCGAAAUUUUCUACAACCAAUGGCGAACGCAAAUCGCUAGGUCAACAUUCAUAACUGAUUCUUAUAUUUAAGACCGUCUUAAAUAUAAUCUUGAGUUCAAGAGCUAUUGCUUUUGUGAUAAUUAUAAUUAAUUACAUAUAUUAGCAU
This is a messenger RNA of Vollenhovia emeryi, 868 nucleotides long. RefSeq names its product nuclear RNA export factor 1-like. Gene Ontology annotation, cellular component: cytoplasm. The transcript is spliced from 2 exons. Gene Ontology annotation, molecular function: RNA binding. Gene Ontology annotation, biological process: mRNA export from nucleus. NCBI's taxonomy places the organism in Eukaryota, Metazoa, Arthropoda, Insecta, Hymenoptera, Formicidae. The record is from RefSeq and is a predicted model, not a curated record. The coding region runs from base 289 to 615 and encodes 108 amino acids.